Molecule: messenger RNA, 1815 nt
Organism: Musa acuminata AAA Group (dessert banana)
Lineage: Eukaryota; Viridiplantae; Streptophyta; Magnoliopsida; Zingiberales; Musaceae
Product: pentatricopeptide repeat-containing protein At3g49170, chloroplastic-like
Exons: 2
Coding region: 1-1815 (604 amino acids)
Molecular function (GO): protein binding
Source: RefSeq, a predicted model, not a curated record
AUGGAAGAGAAAGCGAUUCUGCUGUUCUGCGAAAUGCUCCAUACGGGAAUCAUCCCGAACGAGUACAGCUUCUGCGGCGUGAUUCAGGCCUGCUCGAAGUCAGAGCAUGAUUGGGUUGGAAGAGUGGUUCUCGGGUUCGUGAUAAAGAUGGGAUUUUUCUGGUGGGAUCCGUCGGUUGGAUGCGCUUUGAUAGAUAUGUUCGCGAGGAGGCAAGACCUGUCGUCCGCCCGCAAGGUUUUCGAUGGAAUGCGCGAGAGGAAUACUGUUGUGUGGACUCUCUUGAUAACGAGGUACGGGCAGCACGGGCGCGGAAGGGAUGCGAUCGGUCUGUUCCCGGAUAUGCUUCACGAUGGCUUCGAACCAGAUCGAUUUACCAUAAGCAGCGUCAUCUCCGCGUGCAGCGACUCGGAGUCGCUUGAAUUCGGGCGGCAGAUGCAUUCUCUGGCCAUCAGGUACGGACUGGCUUCCGACGCAUGUGUUGGCUGCAGCCUCAUCGACAUGUACGCGAAAUGCACGUCCGGGAGAUCAACGGAGGAUUCGAGGAAGGUCUUCGACCGGAUGUCCGAGCACAAUGUCAUGUCGUGGACGGCUGUCAUCUCAGGCUACGUGCAGAGCGGCGGGCACGACGAGGCAGCGAUCGAGCUCUUCUGCAAGAUGAUGGAGGGAAGGGUUCGGCCGAAUCAUUUCACCUAUUCCAGCAUCCUCAAGGCCUGUGCAAACCUCUCUGACCUGCAGCUGGGGAAGCAGAUACAUGCGCAGGUCACCAAAUCAAGCCUGGCGUAUGUCAACUUUGUAGGGAACUCUUUGGUCAGCAUGUACGCCCGUGCCGGUAGGAUGGAAGAAGCCCGGAGAGCUUUCAGCUUACUGUACGAGAAGAAUGUGGUCUCCUACAACGCAAUCGUCGAUGGAUAUGCCAAGAACUCAGACUGUGAAGAAGCCCUGGAGCUACUCUAUCAGAUAGAGAGCAUGGAUGUGGGAGCGAGUGCCUUCACGUUCGCGAGUCUCCUGAGCGCGGCGGCGAGCGUUGGGAUGAUGAGCAAAGGCCAGCAAUUGCACGCCCAGAUGCUUAAGGCAGGAUUCGGGUCAGAUGUGGGCGUGGGUAACUCGCUGGUAUCCAUGUACUCGAGGUGCGGCAGCAUCGACGACGCCUGCCGAGCUUUCGGCGAGAUGGGUGACCGCAACGUGAUCUCGUGGACCGCCAUGAUCACCGGUUUCGCCAAACACGGGGAUGCAGCUCGAGCCCUGGGAUUGUUCCACGACAUGGUGGCCACGGGGGCGAAGCCGAACGCGGUGACCUACGUCGCUGUUCUGUCUGCUUGUAGUCAUGCAGGUCUGAUCGAAGAAGGGUGGGAGCACUUCCGCGCCAUGCAAAGGGACCACGGCGUGGCUCCGACGAUGGAACACUAUGCCUGCAUGGUAGACCUGCUGGGGCGAUCGGGCCGAGUGGAAGAAGCUUUCGGCUUCGUGAAGUCAUUGCCGGCCGAAGCUGAUGCCUUGGUCUGGAAGACGUUGUUGGGUGCUUGCAGAGUUCAUGGAGACAUCGGACUGGGAGAAAUCGUUGCCAAGAACAUCUUGGAGUUGGCUCCGGAGGAUCCAGCAGCCUAUGUCUUGCUCUCGAACUUGUAUGCGGAGGCAGGCAGAUGGGAGGAUGUGGCCAUGAUAAGGCGUGGCAUGAAGGAGAGGAGGCUGAGCAAAGAAGCUGGACUGAGCUGGGUGGAGAUGGAGAACAGCAUCCACAAGUUUCAUGUAGGGGAUACCAGUCACCCACAGGCUUGGGAGAUCUACGCCAAGUUGGAUGAACUAGGAAGAGAUUAA